This is a messenger RNA of Ipomoea nil (Japanese morning glory), 1847 nucleotides long. Its product is annotated as protein farnesyltransferase subunit beta. Gene Ontology annotation, molecular function: protein farnesyltransferase activity. Lineage: Eukaryota; Viridiplantae; Streptophyta; Magnoliopsida; Solanales; Convolvulaceae. Gene Ontology annotation, biological process: protein farnesylation. The record is from RefSeq and is a predicted model, not a curated record. Gene Ontology annotation, cellular component: protein farnesyltransferase complex.
AAUACCGAGUACUCCGUUAAGCAUACGCCGACAACGCAUAUGCCCUGCGGGCCGUACAAGUAAGCGAAUCGAAGUCGAAGUUGAACUGUUGAAGGCUGGAAGCAUAGAAGGUCAACGUCAGGGUCUUCGCCCGCCGGUCAGAUUGAGUGCUUUUUUCCGGUGGUCGGAAUAGCGACGAUGGAGUCUACGACAGGGACGAAGACUCAGGAAGAACAAUGGACGGUAGAGCGUCAAGUCCGCGAAAUUUACAACUUCUUCUACAGCAUCCCUCCCAACUCUCAGUCCGUCAUCUUGGAGCUUCAACGUGAGAAGCACGUUGAGUAUCUAUACAGAGGACUCCAUCACCUCGGUCCAUCGUUUUCUGUUCUCGAUGCCAAUCGACCUUGGCUUUGCUAUUGGAUAAUCCAUUCGAUUGCUUUAUUGGGCGAGUCUAUUGACGAUAAAUUGAAAGACGACGCCAUUGAUUUUCUCAGUCGCUGCCAGGAUCCAAAUGGUGGAUAUGGCGGUGGACCUGGUCAGAUGCCACAUCUUGCAACAACCUAUGCUGCAGUUAAUGCACUCAUAACUUUGGGAGGUCAAAAAUCUUUCUCAUCAAUUAAGAGGUCUGGUCAAUCCCCAUUUCUUAUGUUAUGUACAUGUCAUGCAUUGUUUGGUGUGAUCUUGACACAUUUGGUAAUAUAUCUCAGAGAUAAAUUAUACUCCUUUUUGCUGCGAAUGAAAGAAGCAAAUGGCGGCUUCAGGAUGCACGAUGGUGGGGAAGUGGAUGUUCGUGCGUGCUAUACUGCCAUUUCAGUUGCAAGCAUCCUGAACAUUCUUGAUGAUAAGCUGUCUCAUAAUGUUGGAAAUUUCAUUGUAAGUUGUCAAACAUAUGAAGGUGGAAUUGCUGGAGAACCAGGUUCUGAAGCUCAUGGUGGGUAUACAUUUUGUGGUUUGGCUGCAAUGGUUCUGAUCGAUGAAGUUAAUUGUUUGGACUUGCAAAGCUUACUUGAUUGGAUGGUAUUCAGGCAAGGAGUGGAAGGUGGAUUCCAAGGGAGAACAAAUAAGUUGGUAGAUGGUUGCUAUUCAUUUUGGCAGGGUGGAGUGGCUGCGAUAUUACAAAGAUUGCAUUUGAAUGCUAUGGAGUGUGACUCUGUCACAGGGAGUGACCAUGGUUCUGUUGCAUCUAGUUCCUCUGAUGGAGAAGACCACCUUGAAGGAACAUCCACUCACACGGAUGAAUCUUUUCAUCUCAGGCAGGGAGCUGGACCAGGCCAUGAUGCUUUUGAACCAGUGAAGAACUUGAACAACAUUGGUUAUGAGUUUAUCAAUGGACAUGCUUCUAGGAGACCUCUAUUUGACAACCUAAAUUUGCAACGCUACAUCAUACUUUGCUCACAGGUAGAGGGCGGUUUCAGGGACAAACCAGGGAAGGCCAGAGAUCACUACCAUACAUGUUACUGCCUGAGUGGUCUUUCGAUUUCUCAGUAUAGCUGUGCAAGUGAUUUUGGCACUCCGCCUUUGCCCCGGGACAUCUUGGGUCCUUAUUCCAACAACCUAGUCGAACGGAUUCACCCUCUAUUCAACAUUGUCAUAGAUUGUUACUAUGAGGCUCGUGAAUUCUUCUCAGGUCUGUGAGGAUCUUUUCCCUUUUUUUUUGUACCAUAACAUGUACUCCGUACAAUGGUUUCCCUCCAGUGUCCUUCCACAGCAGCGCCGUGAGGGAAGGAUUUGCAGUGUUUAUUAUAGUGAAAUUACUUGUUCGAAAUCCUUCCUAUAUAUAUUUUUUUUUCCAUCAAAUUAUAGGCGCCGUACUACAUCUUUUUGUGCCAUUUGCAAUCUUGGAAAGUAUGGGACAUCAUUGUUGUUUG